Messenger RNA from Gadus chalcogrammus (walleye pollock), 1053 nucleotides. RefSeq lists its product as uncharacterized. The record is from RefSeq and is a predicted model, not a curated record. Bases 280 to 1053 code for a protein of 257 amino acids. NCBI's taxonomy places the organism in Eukaryota, Metazoa, Chordata, Actinopteri, Gadiformes, Gadidae. The transcript has 3 exons.
CACUGCAUGGUACCAACUCGACACGACUCGACUCGACUCAGCUCGCCUUUUUUGCGUUUCCACCGCGAUCUAGUACCUCAAGUGGCUGCUUUUUCUAGUACCGCCUCGCUCUAGGUUCCAAGCGGCUGAGCCGAUACUAAAAGGUGACGUCGGCAGACGGCCGGCCACUGAUUGGCCAGAGAAUGUGACGAUGUCACGAGAGCGACAUGGCAACCAUGCUGGUAACAGCCAUAACAGCGCCGCAGCCAACAUAUAUUCCACUUCUUCAACUUCUUCAACAUGACAACUAGUAAGUCAACACAGUGGUCCAUUGCUGAGGUGCAGACGCUUCUGUGUCUUGUGGCCGAGGAUAGAAUUCAGAAAGAGCUGGACGGAGCCACCCGUAAUGAAAAGGUUUAUAAGGAGGUCGCUAAGUUGAUGCAAGACAAUGGUUACAUCAGGUCUUACGUGCAGUGUCGAGAUAAGCUCAAAAAACUUAAAAGCGACUAUAAAGCCAUUAAGGACCAGAACGGCAGGAGUGGGUCGAACCGAAAAUCGUGGAAGUGGUACGACCAAAUGGACGCCAUUUACGGCCACAGACCGGCAAACAACGGGAGGGAGAGUGGCAUCGACUCGGCCAUGAGUUUGUUGGAGGAAAUUAAUAAUAAUGACUUCCUAUCUACAAACGAAGAAGGCGGUUUGGUCGACAGUGAUGAACCCCCAGAAGCAGCUUCAACAACGCCACCGCCCACAGAACCACCUUCUCCAGCGUCCAGCACCAGCACCAGCACCAGCACCACUGACAAGAGAAAAAGGAGCCUGUCGCAACAGGAGCACUCGGCUCAAGUGACGGACUGUCUCAGAGAAAUGCACUCCGAUGACAUCGCCCAACAGGAUCGUGCCCGGGCCCAGCGUGACGACCACCUCCAGCUGCUCCUCAUUGACGCCCGAGAAGCGAGGGAGCAGGAAGCAUCAUUGAGGAGAGAGGAGGCGGCACAGACUUCAGAGUUCCACCGAUCGUUCCUUGGUGUGUUCGGCCAACUGGUGGAGGCAAUGCGUGACCGACGUGUUUGA